AGUCCCUAAAUGUCCUAGACGACAGUAGUGAAUGUGAAAGCGCAUAAAUAUUGGCUUUCCUAAUCCUCGAGGCCGGCCCCCAUCUCUUAUUCCCGAACAAGAAACAUACACUGUUUGGCUUCGCCUGCACUCACUUUUCUCCAUUUCUUUAUUCCCCCUUUUACAGUAGCUUUUCACUUCUUUAUAUUCCACUUGUCUCUCUUUGUAAUUCAAAUUGUUUUCUUCUCCCCCAUAUAAAUCCAAUCCCUACUCUCUUCCCUUGAGGACCCCAAUUUGUAUUUGGAUAUACUCCUUGAGCCUUUUGGGUUUUAACUUUCCAAGCCAUGAAGAUGGUUUCUUCCCCUGAAAAUGAAGAAAAACGGGAAUGUUCAAGGUAUAAAGCAGAGGAACAGGAAGAAGAUGAUGAUGAAGCACUGUCGUUGUCUGAUUUACCAGUCAAUUUGAUUGAGGAUGACAACCAUUUACGGGAAAGUAAAGAGGGAGAAUCUCAAGCAAUCAAAACAGAGGAAGACUUUGAUUUUGGCUCAUGGGGUGGGACCAUUUCAGCAGAGCCUGCAGAAAUGUGUGCUGCGGACGAGGUUUUCUUCCAAGGCCAAAUUCUACCACUACGUCUCUCAGUUAGUUCCGACAGUGGCUUGACUGGGUUCCGCAACGACAGCCGGAUUCCCAGCCGGUGCAUAUCCAGGUCAGAGUCCAUGGACCAUGGAACGGUAAGUAGGCUCACGAGUCUUAGUAGCAGAAGCAGCAGUUCUGGAAGCCGCAUUUCGUCGAGCAGUUGGAGUUCUAUUACUAAUACCACCACCAGAAAUCCCAAUUCCAAGCCAAACAGAAUCAGCAACAAUUUCCACACACACCCAAGUCCCAAACCCCAAAUUAUAGUCUCCAAAUCUCGACCCAGCAACGUGGGUAGCCGGAGCCAGAGAUCUUCAGUGUGGGAUUUUUUCAGAUCGGGUCUAGUUCGUGCGCCGGAAAUCGAAUUGCAAGACCUCAAAAUCCGAAAUACCCAAAAUAAAGCAACCAGAACUUCCGUCAGCCGUAACAGCAGUUGCAGCAGUAGCAACAGCAGCUCCGACACCAAGAUUAAGAACCAGAACCCCCAGCGAGGAGGGUUCUUUAAUGGGUGCAAGUGUUCUGUGAGUGCACUCGAGACAGUACCAUUGAACAACAUCGUCGUCAUCAAAACCAGUAAGAAGGAGAAACCGCCCGCCAUUGCUGCGGAAAGGAAAGGUUUUCCAGAGCUGAAGAUGAAAAAGAAAAUGAAGGAAAAGGAAAAGGAGAAGGAAAAGCAGGACGGAAAGCAGGCUUUGUCACGGCAUAGAACGUUUGAAUGGUUAAAGGAGCUUUCAAAUUCACAUGCAGGCUAUGGUGAUGAGUGCUGAGGAGGCUCAACUCAUGGAGGAAGGAUGCCCGCAUGCUUCUUUUGCUAUUCUUUCAUCAUUAUCGUUUUCCCAUUUUUAGGUCUUUGUUUAGUAUUUUAUUCUUGGAUUAUAUUGAAAAUACUUCCAUAGGUGGAGCCUCCUUUCCAAGGUCUCUCUUUGACUUGUGAGGGAUUUCAUGUUAAUUUUUUUUCAUGUAUUGUGUAGUUUAGAAUAUAUUAAAUUGUAUAAUUUAAA
This is a messenger RNA of Rubroshorea leprosula, 1613 nucleotides long. The record is from the annotation of a GenBank genome assembly. Lineage: Eukaryota; Viridiplantae; Streptophyta; Magnoliopsida; Malvales; Dipterocarpaceae.